CCCCGAGGAGAUAUAGAAGGCAGUGUCAGGCAAGGCCCUCCAGGGACCGAGUCUUGGGUCACAGAAACCAGGGGAGCUGCCACAGCCGCCGACUUCCCCUCCUUGGGAGGGCCUGGGGUUUGAAGGAUGAGUCCCUGGGCGGAUGGCUGGGCCUGACUCUGGCUGAUGGGAUGAGGCGGGCCCCCAGUGGGUUAGAGCAGAGAGGUGGGGCUACAUCCUGAGCAUCGGGAGCCAGGGCUUAGGUGGAACCUGAGCAGGAGAAGGGCUGAGUCCAGGGUAGAGCCCCAUUCUUUAUAACUGAGAUUAGGUCCCCUUGGAGGCAGAGGCAUACACUGUGGUCUAUCAGCCCCCAAAUCCUUGACCCCUCUGGAGCCUCCUGGGAGUGUGGGGUCCAGCUCUGUCCCAGCGGGAGCCUGGCUGCUGCUCCCGGGCACGGCUGGGCUGCAAGGCACCCAUUGGCCACCUGGGGGCAGCCUCACACUAUGCCAAGCUCCGUGAGCCCUGCGCCUGUCCCACUUUCCAAAGCCCCAUCUCCCGCCUGGGGUGGUACAGCCCCACCUGGUGGCUCCAAACUAGUGUGGCUGUUGGACUCCCCUGGGGCCCGGGGGCUUCUCCUCCACCAUACCACACUGCCCUCUGCAGUGACCAGACAUCCAGACACUCCUCUCUCAUUCUCUGGUCAGAUCCCCAGAGCAUCCUGAAAGUCAAGUCCAGGAUCCCUAGCAUGGAAAGAUAAACCAUGGUCCAGAUGGGGGCAAAGACUUGCUCGUGGCCACAGAAUGAGUCAUGGCAGAGUCCCAGGGGAGCCAGGCUCUCCUCCCUGCCUCUGAAGCUCUCUUCACACAUCUUCAGGUAGCCUCCCAUCUUCAUGGGGGGUUAUGGAGCCAAGAGUCUUCAAUCCCAAAGAGAUACCAAGCAGAGAGAAGGCCUGGGGAUUUGAAGGGACUGAAGGGCCCACCCCAGUCCACAGGGCCACACAUGGUCAGCUCUCACGGAAUUCUAGCCGCUUCACAGUGUUUGUGUUCUGGGUGGAACCUGCCCAGCCCUGUUCCGCUCAGGCAGAGUCCUACCCUGCACCCACUCCCCCAUGCACAGCUCCAGACCAUGCCCUAGAUAGGUGGCAGGCCACUCAACCUGCCUGGAGAGGUCACAGUGGGGGAUGAGGAGGACAACUAGGUCUUCGCUUCCACCUUGCCCAACAGCCUCUCACUGGGUGAGCCUGGCCAAGUCGGCGGCUUCCUGGGUACCCGUUUCUCUUUCUGGUCCUGGCACUACCUACCAAAGGGAAAAGGUAUUCUUCCCUGUAUGUACCUUUCCUAGUCACUGGUCCAAGGGAUCAGGAGCAGUUAGCAAAGAAAGCCCCUCUUCUCCAACACGGUGCCGGGCCCAUGUUCUGGUGCCGCUCAAAAUCCAGCUCCACAGGGUCCCAGACUCCUUCAGCCAGCCGAUGUUUGAAACAAGCCACCCAACCCGGUUGGGGCCUGACACCCAGCGCUGGCCUGAGUCGUGGGGGAUGGACUCACUGCAGAAGCAGGACCUCCGGAGGCCCAAUAUCCACAGGGCAGCCCGGGGGGCACCAUAUCAGCCGCCCACGUUGGCUUCACUGCAGCGCUUGCUAUGGGUCCGUCAGUCUGCCACGCUGAACCACAUCAAUGAGGUCUGGCCCAGGCUCUUCCUGGGAGAUGCGUACGCAGCCCGGGACAAGAGCAAGCUGACCCAGCUGGGAAUCACCCACAUCGUCAAUGCCGCUGCAGGCAAAUUCCAGGUGGACACAGGUGCCAAGUUCUACCUCGGAAUGUCCCUGGAGUACUAUGGCAUCGAGGCGGAUGACAACCCCUUCUUCGACCUCAGUGUCUACUUUCUGCCUGUUGCUCGAUACAUCCGAGCUGCCCUCAGUCUUCCCAAAGGCCGUGUGCUGGUACACUGUGCCAUGGGGGUAAGCCGCUCUGCCACACUUGUCCUGGCCUUCCUCAUGAUCUACGAGAACAUGACGCUGGUAGAGGCUAUCCAGACGGUGCAGGCCCACCGCAAUAUCUGCCCUAACUCAGGCUUCCUCCAGCAGCUCCAGGUUCUGGACAACCGACUGGGGCAAGAGACGGGGCGGCUCUGACCUGGCAGGCGGCCAGGAUCCCUGAUCCUCCAUCCAGCAUCGCCCUACCCCACCAGCCUGGCCCUGGGGACAGCAGUCUCUGCUGUUUCUAGUGACCCUGAGAUGUAAACAGCAAGUGGAGGCUGAGGCAGAGGCAGGGAUAGCUGGGUGGUGACCUUUCAGCAAGUGAAUUUCCCUGACCCGAUCUAGAGAUUCUUUAUGCAAAAGUGAGUUCAGUCUGUCUGUAUAAUAAAAUGUUCAUCGUCAUAAAGACA
Messenger RNA from Callithrix jacchus (white-tufted-ear marmoset), 2364 nucleotides. It is a transcript of the gene DUSP13B, whose product is annotated as dual specificity phosphatase 13B. Gene Ontology annotation, cellular component: cytoplasm. NCBI's taxonomy places the organism in Eukaryota, Metazoa, Chordata, Mammalia, Primates, Cebidae. The record is from RefSeq and is a predicted model, not a curated record. Gene Ontology annotation, biological process: negative regulation of MAPK cascade; protein dephosphorylation. Gene Ontology annotation, molecular function: protein tyrosine/serine/threonine phosphatase activity; MAP kinase phosphatase activity.